UGGAUUUUGCUUCUUUUUGGGUUUUACAUUGAUGCUUUUGCUUUACAUUCUUGAUUGAUGGACGUCUUGCCUGCUCCCACACACAAACCCCACAAUGGUAUAUGAUAAUGGAAGAAAGGAGAGGACUUUGCUCUAAAUACACCCUCACACAGACAAUCCAUAUGUGCAUAUUGUUGCUGCAUCUUUCAAGUACCCUUUAGAUGUCAGUAUAUCUUUAGAAUGUCAGACAAGAAAAUAGCUGCAGCUAAUAUAGCAUUGUAUAGGCCUGUGAACUGUGGUUUAAGAGGGAGAAAAAAGGAGACUUUUUUAGCAUCUGGGUGUUUAUUGCAAAAGUCUAAAAGGUGUCUCUUCUCUUGGUUUUGUGUGGCUGUUGGAAGGACUGAAACUGGCUUUAUUGGCUGUUACAUCUAUAGGGCUCUGGCGGAGUUCAUAGCCAUGACAGCUUUAAUGUACCGUUUGCUUUUCUUGGGCAUUGAAUUUAACCUUUGUUAUGGGGAGUUAAUACAAAAACAAAGUGCAGUGAAAAAAGCCAAUAGUAUGAAGAUUUUGAUAGUUGAAUAGUGAAGUGGGGUUGGUGAAAAAGUAGACGGCAAUGGCAUCAGCUUCUUGUAACAAGCAGAGUCCAGUGCCUGUGAAAGAACAAGUGAUGAACUAUCUUCAAUACCCAGCACCUCUGGCAAGAUAUGAGGAUGUUAUUGCCAGCCCUAAGAUUUUCAUGGCUACUUUGGAGAAGCUCCAUGCUUCUAUGGGAACCAAGUUCAUGAUCCCCAUUAUUGGCGGAAGGGAGUUGGACUUGCAUAGGCUCUUUGUGGAGGUAACUUCUCGUGGUGGUCUUGAGAAGGUUAUUAGAGAGAGAAGAUGGAAGGAAGUGACCAGCAUUUUCAACUUUCCUUCUACUGCUACAAAUGCAUCUUUUGUGCUGCGCAAGUACUAUGGCUCUUUGCUUCACCACUAUGAGCAGCUUUACUUUUUUAAAGCCCAGGGCUGGACUCCCGGUCCCAGCUCACCUGUUCCCUUGCACAGCCCAUUUGCAUCACGGGUUCCAGCACAAGUGACCGUGCAGCCAUCACCAGAGUAUCAAGCAGCUACAGCUCAGCAACAAAAGACAAACAUUGCAGAGUUUUGUGGAGAAUCAUCAGGAAGUUCUCAAGUCACUGGGGUAAUUGAUGGGAAGUUUGAGAGUGGAUAUCUUGUUACCGUAACAAUAGGGACUGAGAAGCUCAAAGGUGUUCUUUAUCAGGCACCACAAAACCAAUCAUACCCAAUGUCACAGCAUUAUAAUGUCUCUGCCAACAAUACUGGUAACGUCCAUGCUGUAUCAGGCACACAACGGCGCCGGCGAAGAAAGAAGAAUGAGAUAAAAAGGAGGGAUCCUGCUCAUCCAAAGCCAAACAGAAGUGGUUAUAAUUUCUUUUUUGCUGAGCAGCAUGCAAGAUUGAAGCCCCUUUACCCAGGGAAGGACAGAGAGAUCAGUAAAAUGAUUGGUGACCUAUGGAACAAGUUGAAGGAAUCUGAGAAAGCAGUUUAUCAGGAGAAAGCUAUUGAAGAUAAAGAAAGAUACAGAAUAGAAAUGGAAGAUUACAGGGAAAGAUUGAAGACAGGGCGAGUUAUUAGUGAUGCAGUACCACUACAGCAAUGGCUACCUGAGCGGGAUAUAGAUAUGGUGGAGGCUAACAUGAAAGCUGAUGAAGCAGAAGGAGGGGACUCUCCUCAUAAUCUGGAUAAUGACAGUAGUUGUGGUGAAAGUGAUUCUGAAGAUGAAGAUAAAACGGCAGAGAAGGAUUUGGAUAGGGCAGCAUCUCUUGGGAUGCAAUUUAAUGUUCACAGUGGUCAUGUGGGAGUAGAAGCUUCAGCUGAAGCAGCUGCUUUUGAGCCAUCUACUAGGGAAGGAAAUAUUGGAGUGCAGAGGAUGGUUGGCAAUGAAAACUUGGAGAAUGUGAUAGUUGAAACAGACACAGAAGUACCCAGCAAAGAACAAUGAAUUUUACUUGAAGUAGGAUUUAACUCGUGUUCAUUAUAGCGUUCCUGAAUCAUGGCUACAACUAGAUAAGAUAUUUCUCUUGAUAUUACAUCUGUUCGUCUAGAACUUGCGUUUAAUUGUUUCUAGUCCAUCGUGCAUACUUAGUUUUAGUGUUAAGUAAUGUAGGGAGGUGCAGAAGUUUUGGCUGACUUGUGACAGUUUUGUAGGGAGGAGAAAACUUUGAUGCAUUUGUUGAACUAACAUUGUGGUUGCUUCUCAGCCUAUGCUUUGCCAUUGUGAAUGCUACUAAUGGUAAUUCUGGUGAAAUGUAAGUGAGUGUGAGAUUCUGCAGCUGCAGCUAAUUAAUUUGUACCUGUUUUCCAAUGCUA
This is a messenger RNA of Manihot esculenta (cassava), 2349 nucleotides long. RefSeq names its product high mobility group B protein 15. The record is from RefSeq and is a predicted model, not a curated record. Gene Ontology annotation, molecular function: DNA binding. The coding region runs from base 593 to 1981 and encodes 462 amino acids. NCBI's taxonomy places the organism in Eukaryota, Viridiplantae, Streptophyta, Magnoliopsida, Malpighiales, Euphorbiaceae. The transcript has 7 exons.